UGCGGCGGCUGGACCAGACAGGGUUGCAGGUGCCUGGGGAGCCCGCGUCAACUACACGGGGAGGAGGAUCAGGGUCAAACGUAACCUGGCGUGGUGUCUGGACGAGGGGCCGGCUCCUCCCGGCACUGCGGCUGCGGCCCGGCGGGCGGGGCUGGGACGGUGCUUCGGGCUGGGGUCCCGGCGCGGAGACGCGGACACGCCCCUCCGAGAGCCCCAGGCUUGGGCUGCGCCCUGCCACCCCCGGGCUGCGGGAUCGCGGCGGGCCAGGGAUGUGCUUGAGAGAGUCUCUCCGCGAAGAAUACAGAAUCAUACGGUCCUGGGUUCAAAUCCCAGCUUGACUGUGUGACCUUGGGCGCGUGACUUAAACGCUCUGGGCCUCAGUUUCCUCACCUGUGAAAUGGGGGUAAGAACCGCACCUAGUCCCUGGGGCUGCUGCAAGGACGGCGCUGUCAUAAUGUGGUGAAGCGCUCAGGGCUGCUAGUGAGCGCCCCAUCGAUUGUGGUUUUGGAGGCGGAGCUGGGCCUCAAGAAUGAGUAAGAUUUGUAAGGGAGGAUCUGGGGGGAAGGGCAUUUCUGGAGGAAGGCCUGGCUGGUACAAGGACGUGGAGGGAGGAAAAUAAGCCAAGCCCAGAGCUCCCGGGGCCUUGAAUGCCAGGUGGAGUGGUGAGGAGCCCUGGCGGGGGCCGGAGGAGCCAAGACUGGAGGCUGGGUCCGGAUCCCAGAGUGGCCUGACCCGGGCCUGCUACGCCGCCCCCUAGAUAAGCUUUUCGGAAAGCGGCUCCUGCAGGCGGGUCGCUACCUGGUGUCCCACAAGGCGUGGAUGAAGACGGUGCCUACAGAGAACUGCGACGUGCUGAUGACCUUCCCAGCCUACUCCGAGGGGCCGACGAGCUGGGUCUGCGCAAGGCAGUGAAGGCCGAGUUUGGCGGGGGCACCCGCGGCUUCUCCUGCGAGGAGGACUUUAUUUAUGAGAAUGUGGAGAGCGAGCUACGCUUCUUCACCUCCCAGAUGACAUCUGUGAUUACUUUGGUGUGAAAAUUGCCAUGUACUUCGCCUGGCUGGGCUUCUACACGUCGGCUAUGGUAUACCCAGCUGUCUUCGGGUCUGUCCUGUACACAUUCACAGAGGCUGAUCAGACAAGCCGGGAUGUUUCCUGCGUGGUCUUUGCCCUCUUCAACGUGAUCUGGUCGACGCUGUUCCUAGAGGAAUGGAAGCGGAGAGGGGCUGAGCUGGCAUACAAGUGGGGGACGCUGGACUCACCUGGGGAAGCCGUGGAGGAGCCACGCCCCCAGUUCAGGGGCGUGCGACGUAUCAGCCCCAUCACGCGGGCCGAGGAGUUCUACUACCCGCCCUGGAAGCGGCUGCUCUUCCAGCUGCUUGUGAGCCUCCCCCUGUGCCUGGCGUGCCUCGUCUGUGUCUUCUUGCUCAUGCUUGGCUGCUUCCAGCUGCAGGAGCUGGUGCUGAGCGUGAAGGGGUUGCCCCGUCUCGCCCGAUUCCUGCCUAAGGUCAUGCUGGCCCUGCUUGUCAGUGUGAGUGCCGAGGGCUACAAGAAGCUAGCCAUCUGGCUCAAUGACAUGGAAAAUUACCGGCUGGAGAGCGCCUAUGAGAAGCACCUCAUCAUCAAAGUUGUCCUGUUCCAGUUUGUCAACUCGUACCUGAGCCUCUUCUACAUCGGUUUCUACCUCAAGGACAUGGAGCGCUUGAAAGAGCUCCUGCUCGUCCUGUCCCUGUCCCAGAGCCUCGAGCGGCAGCUGCGGGCGGUGCUGGUCCCGCUCGCGGCCCUGCGGUUCCGCCUGCUCCUCCUCUCCCUCCGGGGCCUCCUGCUCGCGGCCCGGGCCAAAAUGCUGGCCACGCUGCUGAUCACCCGCCAGUUCCUCCAGAACGUGCGCGAGGUCCUGCAGCCGCACCUGUACCGGCGCCUGGGCCGCGGCGAGCUGGGCCUGCGGGCCGUCUGGGAGCUGGCCCGAGCCCUGCUUGGCCUCCUGAGCCUCCGGCGCCCUGCGCCCCGCCGCCUCGAACCCCAGGCGGAUGAGGGCGGGGGCGGCGGCAGCGGGGGCGGGGGCCGCAGGUGCCUCAGCGGGGGCUGCGGGGCGCCGGAGGAGGAGGAGGAGGCGGCGCUGGUGGAGCGGCGGCGGGCGGGGGAAGGCGGGGAGGAGGGGGACGGGCCUCCAGGGGGCAAGGAGGAGGACGAGGACGACGAGGAGGAGGAGGACGAGGAGGAAGAGGAGGACGAGGAGGAGGGCGAGGAAGGGGGCCUCCUGGACUGCGGGCUCCGGCUGAAGAAGGUCAGCUUCGCUGAGCGCGGCGCGGGGCGGCGUCGGCCCGGCCCAAGCCCGGAGGCCCUCCUGGAGGAAGGGAGCCCCACUAUGGUGGAGAAGGGGCUGGAGCCGGGAGUGUUCACCCUGGCCGAGGAGGACGACGAGGCGGAGGGGGCUCCCGGCAGCCCUGAACGGGAGCCCCCGGCCAUCUUGUUCCGCCGGGCCGGGGGCGAGGGCCGAGACCAGGGGCCCGACGGGGGCCCGGACCCGGAACCCGGCUCCAACAGCGAUUCGACCCGUAGGCAGAGACGGCAGAACCGGUCGUCUUGGAUUGACCCGCCGGAGGAGGAACACUCGCCCCAGCUCACCCAGGCAGAGCUGGAGAGCUGUAUGAAGAAGUACGAGGACACGUUCCAGGACUACCAGGAGAUGUUCGUGCAGUUCGGCUACGUCGUGCUCUUCUCGUCCGCCUUCCCCCUGGCGGCGCUGUGCGCCCUGGUCAACAACCUCAUUGAGAUCCGCAGCGACGCCUUCAAGCUGUGCACCGGGCUGCAGCGGCCCUUCGGCCAGCGCGUGGAAAGCAUCGGCCAGUGGCAGAAGGUGAUGGAGGCCAUGGGUGUCCUAGCGAUUGUGGUCAACUGCUACUUAAUCGGCCAGUGCGGGCAGCUGCAGCGCCUCUUCCCCUGGCUGAGCCCGGAGGCAGCCAUCGUGUCGGUGGUAGUGCUCGAGCACUUCGCUCUGCUCCUCAAGUACCUCAUCCACGUGGCCAUCCCCGAUAUCCCGGGCUGGGUGGCCGAGGAAAUGGCCAAGCUGGAGUACCAGCGCCGCGAGGCCUUUAAGAGACACGAACGCCAGGCCCAGCAUCGCUACCAGCAGCAGCAGCGCAGGCGGCGGGAGGAGGAGGAGCGACAGCGCCAUGCAGAGCACCAUGCCCGGCGGGAGCAUGAUUCUGGUGGCCGAGAGGAGGCGAGGGCUGAGGGCUCUGGGCUGGACCCUGCCACCUCCUCCGAGAAGGCCUCUGCCAAGGCCAAGGGCAGCACUGCGGGUGGCCACGGGCCUGAACGGCCCAAGCGCCCAGGGUCCCUGCUGGCACCCAACAACGUCAUGAAGUUGAAGCAGAUCAUCCCACUGCAGGGCAAAUUCCUCUCGUCGGGGGCCACAUCCUCACUGGCUGCUGCAGGGGCCGGAGCCACCACCCGGCCUCCCCCUGCCCAGUCACCCACAGGCAGCGACACCCGCCUGCCUGCCUUCCUCAGCUUCAAGUUCCUCAAGUCACCCGAGACCCGGCGGGACUCUGAGCGCAGCCACUCACCGCCCAAAGCCUUCCACGCUGGCAAGCUCUUCCCCUUUGGUGGCACCCGGGCUGAGCCUGGGUCCAACGGGGCGGGCGGGCAGGCCCGGCCAGAUGGGACCCCCAGCAGUGGCAGCAGCCGGGUUCAGAGGAGUGGGCCGGUGGACGAGGCCCUGGCUGAGGAGCUGGAAGCCCCCCGGCCCGAAGAGGAAGGCUCAGGGACAGCGCUGGCCCCCGUGGGCGCCCCUGCCCUCCGCACCCGCCGCAGCCGGAGCCCCGCGCCGCCGCCGCCAAUGCCGCUGCCCCGGCCCCCGACACCGCCCGCCGGCUGCUGGCAGUGGGACGGGCCCUGGGGCUGCGGGGGCGAGGGUGCCGCCCCCCGCCAGGCCCUGGCCGCUGCCGAGUGCCCACCAUGUGCCAUGGCCGGGCCCCCACCCGCCCCCCAGCCCCUGCCGGGAGACGCCAGCUUUUACAGCCUCCCGCCCCCACCGCUGCCGCCCACCUCGGAUCCCCUCGAGACCCCAGCGCCCUCCCCUAGCCCCAGCCCCAGCCCCAGCCCCCAGGCCGUGUGCUGGCCCAGCGGCUGGCAUUAGCUCUACCCGCCCUGCCUUCUCUUCUCAUAUGCAAUAUCAGUCAUUCACAGGGGCGGCCGGUCCCCAAAAUGCAAAAUGCGCUUCAGCCCCCGAGGGCCCCCAGUAUUGGCCGGUGCCCCCCAUCUGCCGUUUUCCUUUCCAAACGAAAGGAAACCCACAAAUCCAACAGAAAACACACACACACACACACACACACACACACACACAAUAGGCGAUUAUUUAUUUGUUUUUAAUUUAUUUUGUCAUAUUUUUGUAAAACGGCAGAAAUGCAAUAAAAACUAUAUUUCAACAGUG
Molecule: messenger RNA, 4435 nt
Organism: Pan troglodytes (chimpanzee)
Lineage: Eukaryota; Metazoa; Chordata; Mammalia; Primates; Hominidae
Gene: ANO8
Product: anoctamin 8
Exons: 15
Coding region: 1043-4141 (1032 amino acids)
Biological process (GO): chloride transmembrane transport
Cellular component (GO): plasma membrane
Molecular function (GO): chloride channel activity
Source: RefSeq, a predicted model, not a curated record